AUGCCUUCACCAACAUUGGCAUGGUUAGAAUCUCCGGAAACCCAACUUGUAAAGCAAGGCGCGGAAGCUAAAGUAUACAAGAGCUUCCUCCAUCCAAACCCAGCAUCUUCCGAACCAAUUCUUCUGAAGUAUCGGUUCAAGAAAAACUAUCGACAUGCGAUACUUGACACAACUUUAACAAAAGCUCGUGUUGCAGGCGAAGCACGAGCACUCAUGAAAUGUUUAAGGUCCGGCGUUCAAGUUCCUGGUAUCCGAAUGGUCGACGCCUCAGAAGGCGUGAUUGGUAUUGAAUGGAUAGAGGGAAAGAGUGUGAGGAGCCUCCUUGGGGCCGAUGAAGAAUCAGACAUACCAGAUGAGAACAUCAACGCAAUAAGUGCUGGUGACGACCCGGAUUCCGUAGUCAGCCACCUUGCUGAAUAUGGACUCGCUCAACCUGAAUUGAUGACCAUGAUCGGUGUCGAGAUCGCAAAGAUGCAUAAAGUCGAUGUUGUACAUGGAGACCUCACUACAUCCAACAUGAUGCUUCGAAAGCGACUUCCCAAAUUCUCACCGGACAAGACAAAAAGCAGAACAGAAGUCAUAUUAAUUGACUUUGGCUUAUCAUUCAUCUCUGCUUUGGUGGAAGAUAAGGCGGUUGAUCUCUACGUCCUUGAGCGCGCAUUCGCAUCAACUCACCCAGACUCUGAACCUUUGUUUGAGUUGGUACUCGAUGCAUACGCAGCUGAAAGCGGGAAGGGCUGGCAAUCCAUAAGUAAAAAGUUGGAUGAAGUUCGGCUGCGUGGACGAAAGAGAAGCAUGGUAGGAUGAGACUCGUGUAAACCUCUACUUUCUGAGAAAGGCAAAAGUAUAUUUGUGCUUUUGUGCUUCUGAGCUGAGAUCUGUUGGCCAUAUGGAGUCAUUGACAAUUUCAAGGACAUAACUACGGAUAUCUGAGUAGUGAAUGCUUCCAAUUACGAGCUAAUGCGGAACAACCUAGCAACAUCCG
This is a messenger RNA of Fomitiporia mediterranea MF3/22, 985 nucleotides long. RefSeq lists its product as uncharacterized. Gene Ontology annotation, biological process: protein phosphorylation. Bases 1 to 807 code for a protein of 268 amino acids. Gene Ontology annotation, cellular component: EKC/KEOPS complex; nucleus; cytosol. The transcript is spliced from 7 exons. NCBI's taxonomy places the organism in Eukaryota, Fungi, Basidiomycota, Agaricomycetes, Hymenochaetales, Hymenochaetaceae. Gene Ontology annotation, molecular function: ATP binding; protein serine/threonine kinase activity. The record is from RefSeq and is a predicted model, not a curated record.